CUUCGUCCAUCGACCUCCCAAUGUUGAGCAGAUUAUCAACGUCCGCGUUGCGAAGAAGCGCCUUCACUGCUUCGAGAUGGGGCCCUGCUCCUCGACGCCGUGGGCUGCUCACGCUUGCGAUCGAAACAUCCUGCGAUGAUACAUCGGUCGCCAUCGUCGAAAAGGAAGCCAACCAGGCGCAAAUCCACUUCCUCGAAAACAUCACCUGCGACUCCCGGCAAUACAAGGGCAUCCACCCGAUCGUCGCCCUCGAAUCACAUCAAGAAAACAUCGCGAUCCUCGUCAACAAAGCCCUCACCCACCUGCCGGUCGCCUGCGAAAAGACACACAACCCACGCCAAACAGUCACCUUAUCCAGUGACGAGAAAGCGCGUCGCAAACCCGACUUCAUCUCCGCCACCCGCGGGCCGGGCAUGCGAUCCAACCUCGCCGUCGGAUUAGACUCAGGAAAGGCCCUUUCCGUCGCAUGGCAGAUCCCCUUCGUCGGCGUCCACCACAUGCACGCCCACCUGCUCACCCCCCGUCUGGUGGCAUCCAUGCGACAGCAUGACAAGGAGAUCAAGGGGAUGAUCGAAUACGAAGACUACUCGGCGCCCAUCCACCCCACCUUCCCAUUCCUCUCGAUCCUCGUCUCCGGCGGCCACACGAUGCUGGUCAAGUCCCUAUCCCUCAUCGACCACGAAAUCCUCGCCACAACAUCCGACAUCGCCAUCGGCGACGCCAUCGACAAAACCGCCCGCAUGAUCGUGCCCCCCUCCAUCAUCCAACAAUCCACAAGCACCAUGUACGGCCCGCUGCUGGAGCAGUUCGCCUUCCCCAACGGCGCCCGGGAUUACCACUACCACCCGCCGAUAACCCGCGGGGAGGAAAUCGCCAAACGUGAGUCUCCGUGGGGCUGGUCCCUUACGGCGCCCUACGCCGCGACCCGCCAGCUGCAGUUCAGCUUCUCCUCCAUCGGCAGCAUGGUCGAUCGGAUCAUCUCCUCGAAGGAGAAGUCCGGCGAGCCCAUGUCCACGGAAGAGCGGGUGGAUCUGGCGCGCGAGACCAUGCGUACCUGCUUCGAGCAUCUGGCUUCGCGCACCGUGAUCGCGCUGGAGGAACAUCGGGACCAGAAUGAGGCGGACGCGAUCGAUACCCUUGUUAUCAGUGGCGGUGUCGCCGCGAACAAGUAUCUCAUGACCGUGCUGAAUGAGUUCCUUGGUGCCCGUGGGUUCGGCAACGUGAGGAUCAUCGCGCCCCCGCCGUAUCUAUGCGUCGAUAAUGCCGCCAUGAUCGGCUGGGCGGGCAUCGAGAUGUUUGAGGAUAACUGGCGCACGGAACUAAGUGCUCGGUCGAUCAGAAAGUGGUCCCUUGAUGCGAGGGCCGAGGAUGGUGGUCUGUUGGGUCCCUCUGGGUGGAAGAAAAUACGGGGUCCGGGACGCCGUGUAUACUAACUACUAACUAAUCACUGUCUGCUUGGUGUUGUUGUUUCUCCUUUCUUCACUCUUCGGCUAUAUUUGAAAUUUGGAUGGCAUAAGCGUACAUCUUCACUACAUAGAAUUUUAUUUAAAGACAAACCAUGUACAUAUUAUUUC
Aspergillus heteromorphus CBS 117.55 is the source of this 1574-nucleotide messenger RNA. RefSeq names its product N(6)-L-threonylcarbamoyladenine synthase family protein. The coding region runs from base 21 to 1433 and encodes 470 amino acids. The transcript has 2 exons. Gene Ontology annotation, biological process: mitochondrial tRNA threonylcarbamoyladenosine modification. The record is from RefSeq and is a predicted model, not a curated record. Gene Ontology annotation, cellular component: mitochondrion. NCBI's taxonomy places the organism in Eukaryota, Fungi, Ascomycota, Eurotiomycetes, Eurotiales, Aspergillaceae.